UUUAUUAGGAAGAAGAGGAAAACGACGCAUCAAUCUGAAUCAGAUCUGCCUCAGGGCUCCGGAGAAUCAUGGCGGCGGCGAGACAGCUACGCGCUCUCCAAUCCCACCCCGAAAACAAAGUCUGCGUCGACUGCGCACAGAAGAAUCCGCAAUGGGCCUCCGUCUCAUACGGAAUCUUCAUGUGCCUGGAGUGCUCCGGCAAGCACCGGGGCUUAGGCGUCCACAUCUCCUUCGUCAGAUCCGUCACCAUGGACUCGUGGUCCGAGAUCCAGAUCAAGAAGAUGGAAGCCGGAGGCAACGCGCGGCUCAACAGCUUCCUCUCGCAGUACGGAAUCGCCAAGGAGACGGAUAUCAUCUCCAAGUACAAUUCGAACGCCGCCUCCGUGUAUCGCGAUCGGAUCCAGGCCUUGGCUGAAGGAAAGGCCUGGAGCGAUCCGCCUGUUGUUAAGGAAGGAGUGCAUAAGAAGCCUCCGUUGGCGGCUCAGGGCGGUGGCGGUGGAGGAUGGGAUAGUUGGGGGAAUGAGGAUUCGUAUAGAUCUGAUAUGAGACGGAAUCAAUCGGAGAAUGAUUUUAGAGGAUCUGGAGGAGGAGGAGGAGGUGGUGGUGCACGUGCCAAGUCGAAGUCGUCGGAGGAUGUGUACACGAGGUCGCAGCUUGAGGCUUCUGCUGCUGGGAAGGAGAGUUUCUUCGCGAGGAGGAUGGCGGAGAAUGAGUCUAAGCCUGAAGGGCUUCCUCCUUCGCAAGGAGGGAAGUAUGUUGGGUUUGGAUCGAGCUCGGGUCCUGCGCCGAGAAGCAAUCAGCAGGAUGAUGUUUUCUCUGUUGUUUCUCAGGGGUUUGGGAGAUUGUCUAUGGUUGCUGCAUCUGCAGCUCAGUCAGCUGCGAGUGUUGUUCAGACAGGAACCAAAGAGUUCACUUCCAAGGUGAAGGAAGGUGGGUAUGAUCACAAGGUGACCGAAACUGUAAAUGUAGUAGCGACUAAGACAACAGAGAUAGGGCAUAGGACAUGGGGGAUCAUGAAAGGGGUAAUGGCAAUUGCGACACAGAAGGUGGGAGAGUACACUAAAGAAGGAACAACUAGCUGGAAUCAGCAUAAUGAAAGUGAGAGCAACGGUUACUACCAGAACUAUGGAAGUGGGAAUAAGGAAGCAAAUCCAUCUGCCGGAGGAGGAGGAUCACAGUUACCAUCAACUGGUCAUUACAACAAUUCGCAAAAGUCAAAUUCAUGGGACGAUUGGGGAGAGAAUGAGACUCCGAAGAAGAACGAAGCAGUAGCUCCAAAGGGGUCAUCUGCUUCUAAUGAUGACGGUGGCUGGACCGGUUGGGAUGAUGGAUUUGAUGGUCAUUACCAAAGUGCGGACGACAAGAAAUCUGUUGGUCACAACGGGAAACCAGACACAGCUUGGACUGGUGGAGGUUUUCUUUAAAGGUAACCAAUGUUGUGUAAGCUCCAUAGCCGAUUGUUUUUGCUAAAGAUUCUCACAAUUUUAAUUUAUAUUCAACUGUAAUCACAACCAAACAUUCUUUUUUCAUUCCCCAAAACUGUCUUUCUUGUUCGUA
Messenger RNA from Brassica rapa (field mustard), 1557 nucleotides. Its product is annotated as probable ADP-ribosylation factor GTPase-activating protein AGD6. Lineage: Eukaryota; Viridiplantae; Streptophyta; Magnoliopsida; Brassicales; Brassicaceae. Gene Ontology annotation, molecular function: GTPase activator activity. Gene Ontology annotation, biological process: vesicle-mediated transport. The record is from RefSeq and is a predicted model, not a curated record.